UGUGUCUCAACGACUACCAAUAUCAAGACCAUAAUCAACCUAAACUGUUAGUCAACAUUCACAUCCGGAAUUGAUAACUUCCCAAAAUAGAUUCCCACUGUGGAGCCAAAGAGAAGUUCUAAUUUCCUGAGUGUAUUUGCCUAUUGCUGGAACACGGACCGGACAGCUGUAGGAUUGUGUCAGUACUCCGGGCUAUUUUCUAUUUCCCCACCUACAACCCAUGUCGAGUGGCCGGUCCGUCCUGGAGGGCACGGGAGGAGCUAUGAACGGCACCCUGCGCUCGGUUCGGAAGGGCAUCUCAUGUCGGUUCCAGGACCCAAACUGCACGCGCAUCGUGGAGACGCUUUCCUCCUGGAAUGACACCGUGGUCAAUGAGUACCGGCUGGUGGAUCUGCCUUCUGUCACCUCUAUGGCCAUGGUGCAGGAAGCCUCUCGCCACCCCUUCCCAACUGUGGAUGUACCUGACCAUGUCCAUUACACUAUAGGGGUAGUCAUUCUGGCUAUCGGCAUCACCGGCAUGGUGGGCAACUUCCUGGUUAUCUAUGCCUUCAGCAGGAGCAGGUCACUGAGGACUCCGGCCAACAUGUUCAUCAUUAACCUGGCCAUUACUGAUCUCCUGAUGUGCCUCACACAGGCACCCAUCUUCUUCACCACCUCCAUGCAUAAAAGAUGGAUCUUCGGGGAGAAAGGCUGUGAGCUAUAUGCGUUCUGUGGGGCUUUAUUUGGGAUCUGCUCUAUGAUCACUCUGAUGGUGAUAGCAGUGGACCGCUACUUUGUGAUUACACGUCCACUGGCCUCCAUCGGGGUGCUGUCCAAGAAACGAGCCCAGCUCAUCCUCUUGGCUGCCUGGGUCUACUCAUUGGGAUGGAGCCUGCCCCCUUUCUUUGGCUGGAGCGCCUAUGUUCCAGAGGGCCUGUUGACCUCCUGUUCAUGGGACUAUGUGACCUUUACCCCAUCAGUGCGUGCCUACACCAUGCUGCUCUUCACCUUUGUCUUCUUCAUCCCCCUCAUCGUCAUCAUGUACUGCUACUUCUUCAUCUUCAGAGCCAUACGUACAACUAACAGGGCUGUAACCAAGAUCAAUUGCAAUGGGAGCACCAGAGACUCAAUUAAGAGUUUCCGUCGGCUGAAGAAUGAGUGGAAGAUGGCUAAGAUUGCUCUGAUAGUCAUCCUCCUCUAUGUAAUAUCUUGGUCCCCAUACUCUGUUGUGGCCCUGACUGCAUUUGCAGGGUGA
Messenger RNA from Oncorhynchus gorbuscha (pink salmon), 1234 nucleotides. RefSeq names its product melanopsin-A-like. The record is from RefSeq and is a predicted model, not a curated record. NCBI's taxonomy places the organism in Eukaryota, Metazoa, Chordata, Actinopteri, Salmoniformes, Salmonidae. The transcript has 6 exons. Gene Ontology annotation, cellular component: membrane. Gene Ontology annotation, biological process: G protein-coupled receptor signaling pathway. The coding region runs from base 221 to 1234 and encodes 337 amino acids. Gene Ontology annotation, molecular function: G protein-coupled receptor activity.